This is a messenger RNA of Striga asiatica, 1812 nucleotides long. NCBI's taxonomy places the organism in Eukaryota, Viridiplantae, Streptophyta, Magnoliopsida, Lamiales, Orobanchaceae. The record is from the annotation of a GenBank genome assembly.
UUUUGAGUUGACCGCGGAAAAAUAUAAAAGAUUAACUAAACCAGAAACACGGUCCAUUUUGUUUAACUAAUUUACAUAUUUUUAAAUAAAUCAUAUGAUAUGUCUAUCUCUUGAAUUUAUUUAUUACGUACCGACAGGCCACAUGUACUGAUGUAGACCAAAACAGAGCUGAGACUUCCUAUGCAUCUCCAUUUUUCAGAACUGUAAAAAUUCACAAUUUCCCUCAUAAAUUUCCACACGAUUGAAGAUAUUCUCUCUGUACAGCCCCAUAAGCCCUUUAAAGCUUGGGACAUGGCGAAAGUUGAAAAUUUUCAUCUACUGCUACAGCAUUUUAGCUGCCUAAACCUGGGGGGGAAAAUGCGCGUAAAUUUUGAAGUUUUGAUAGACAAACAGCGAUUGGUGCCAUGACUUGGUUCACUGCUUGUUUCGGCCAGAAUGAUUCUUCCCAAACAGAAGAUAUCAAUAGGGAAAUUUCGAAUCUUCCGAAUGCUAAAUUGUACAGCUAUAAAGAACUACAAACCGCAACUGAAAAUUUCAAUCAGGCGAAUAAGGUUGGUGAAGGUGGAUUCGGUUCUGUAUACAAGGGAAAGCUAAAUGACGGCACGUUAACAGCCAUUAAGGUUCUAUCUGCUCAAUCAGAGCAAGGCGUGCGUGAGUUCCUAAACGAGAUAGUUGCAAUAUCGGGAGUCGAACAUGAAAACUUGGUCAAAUUGUAUGGUUGCUGCACAGAGAGAGGCCAAAGAAUAUUGGUUUACGGCUAUCUCGAAAAUAAUAGCCUCGCUCAAACUCUUCUAAGGCGCAGCAGUGAUUUGCACUUUAGCUGGAAAAUGCGGACUAAAAUUUGCAUAGGCGUUGCACAAGGGCUUGCUUUCCUUCACGAUGAAAGUCAGCCACAUAUUGUUCAUAGAGACAUAAAGGCGAGCAAUAUUCUUCUUGACAGGGAUUUCACGCCGAAAAUUGCAGACUUUGGUCUGGCAAAGCUUUUUCCUGCGACUAUGACUCAUAUUAGCACACGUGUUGCUGGGACCUUUGGUUAUUUGGCUCCUGAGUAUGCAAUUCGAGGCAAGCUUACAAGAAAAGCAGAUAUAUACAGUUUUGGGGUUCUUCUGCUAGAAAUUAUCAGUGGAAGGUGCAACAGAAGCAAGAGAUUACCAAUCGAAGAACAAAAUCUUCUCGAAAUGGGCCUCAUCAACCUUAUUUUCCAGGCAUGGCUAUUGUACGAGAACAAUACGCCAAUCGACUUGAUCGAUAGAUCACUCAAUGGGGAUUUCAACACCGACGAAGCUUUCAGGUUCGUGAAAAUCGGGCUGUUAUGCACCCAAGAUAAGCCCAAGAACCGGCCCACAAUGUCUGCAGUCGCCAAAAUGCUCAAAGGCGAGACGUGUGUGGAUGAUGUGGAGCUGUCAAGGCCAGGCCUACUCGAAGAGCUAAUGACUCUCAAGGCCUCGAGCAAUGCCCCAUCAUCUGGGUCGGGAACAAAAUCCUCGUCUUCUCAAAGCACAAACAUGACCUAUGCCACCAUGUCUUUCUCGUCUAUAUACGACCGAACUAAUUGAGCUUGGGAGGAAAAAGAAAAAAGAAUGUUUGUUUCUUUAGAAAUGUAUAUAAAGAUUUUACUGGGUAUGUUUGGGACAGAACUAUAAAACUGAGUCUUUGAGGGAGAUGGAAGUGGAAAUGUUAACACUCAACAGUGAUGGGAUCAUUUUUUUUUGGUCAAUAUGGCCAUAAGAUGAUAUGGAUUGGAGAUGUAAAUUUAAUUUAAUCAUUUUUAUUAGUUUCUGUUUGUUCAAGAAAAUAACAUAAUUUUUUUUA